CGCCGCGAUGCCGGGCCCGGCGGGGGCGGCGGGGCGGCGGCGGCGGCGGCUCGGGCCGGGGCGGGCCUAGGCGCGGCGGGCAUGGAGGAGAACGAGGUGGAGAGCAGCAGCGACGCGGCCCCGCAGGCGGCGCGGGAGGAGCCCUCCGAGAGCGGCCUCGGCGUCGGCACCUCGGAGGCCGUGUCCGCAGACAGCAGCGACGCCGCCGCCGCCCCCGGGCUCCUGUCCCGGGCCGACGACUCCGGCGUGGGGCAGAGCUCCGACAGCAGCGGCGUGUCCCUGGAAGAGGUGUCGGAGAGCAGCUCCAGCACGGAUGCGAUUCCCCGGAUUUACCUGCCAGACUCAUCCUCCAUUGCCCAGUCCACCUUGGUCUCCAGCGUCUCCACUGUGAGCCAGUCCAUCAUGGUGUCAGAGUCCCCGCAGGUCCUGGUCCACUCCAGCGUCAUCACUGAUGGAGCCACGAUUGUGUCGGACUCCACGGCGUCCACCUCCUCAGACCUAGGUUCUGCCAUAGACAAAAUCAUCGAGUCCACGAUUGGGCCUGACAUCAUCCAGAGCUGCAUAGCUGUGACCAGUGCCGAAGAUGGCGGAGCAGAGACUACUCAGUACCUCAUUCUGCAAGGGCCUGACGAUGGUGCCCCCAUGGUUUCCCAGAUGGCCACCUCCGCUCUGGCCAGCAGCUUGGCAAUAGAAGCUGUGGCCGAUGGUCCGACCUCCACGUGCCUUGACCAGCCGGGCCCCUCGGAGCCGUCGGAAGCGCUGGAGCUGCGCAUGCAGCCAGAUCAGGUCCGAGAGGCAGACGGUGGUGAGGAACUGGACCAGCCAGACAUGGAGACGCUGGAAGAGAUGAUGGAGGUGGUGGUGGUGCAGCAGUUCAAGUGCAAGAUGUGUCAGUACAAGAGUGUCUCCAAGAAAACGCUGAUCAACCACAUGAAGGAGCGGCACUUCCAGCCAGUGGGUUCAGCUUUGGCUUUGAAGAAAGGACGUCCACGAAAGGGAGGUUCUGCUCCAAAGACUACGGAGGAGGAGGUCCCAGAGGAAGAAGAAGACGAUGAUAUCAUGGAUGCUGGUGCUAUCGAUGACCCCGAAGAGGACAGUGACUAUAACCCAGCUGAGGAUGAGCCCCGCGGGCGACAGCCCAAGUACAGCCGCACCGUUCCCACGUCCAGCGAGGAGAGGCCGCGGCGACGCCCGGGGAGACCCCGCAAGUUUCCUCGCCUGGAGGACAUGUCCCAGGAUGUGCCUGACGGAGAGGAGGUGGAGCCCUUAGUGACGUCCCAAAGCACACCCAGCUGUGAGUUGCAGAAUUCGGAAGCAGCCAGUUCCUCUGGCCUGGAGAACGGGACCAGCGAGAGCCUAGCAGAGCCCAGCAUCAGCCAGUCUGACUCAGAGAACAAGGACCCUUCCUCCAACACUGGCCCCGAGGAGGCAGACGUCGUCCCCAGGAGGCGAGGCCGGCCCUCCCGACGCUUCCUGGGCAAGAAAUACCGCAAGUACUACUACAAGUCACCCAAGCCCUUAAUGAGGCCCUACCUGUGUCGAAUCUGUGGCUCGCGUUUCCUCACGCACGAAGAUCUGCGUUUCCACGUCAACUCACACGAGGCCAAUGACCCACAGCUCUUCAAGUGUCUUCAGUGCAGCUACCGCUCCCGACGCUGGUCCUCCCUCAAGGAGCACAUGUUCAACCACGUAGGCAGCAAGCCCUACAAGUGUGAGGAGUGCAAUUACACCAGUGUGUACAAGAAGGACGUCAUCCGACACUCCACAGUGCACAGUCGGGACAGGAAAAAGAGAGCUGAUCCGCCCCCAAAGCUGAACUCCUUCCCGUGCCCCGUAUGCAACCGCAUCUACCCCAUGCAGAAGAGGCUCACGCAGCACAUGAAGACGCACAGCACGGAGAAGCCGCACAUGUGUGACAAGUGUGGGAAAUCCUUUAAGAAGCGCUACACCUUCAAGAUGCACCUGCUGACGCACAUCCAGGCCAUUGCUAACCGCAGGUUCAAGUGUGAGUUCUGUGACUACGUCUGUGAGGACAAAAAAGUCCUGCUGAACCACCAGCUGUCGCACAUGAACGACAAGCCCUACAAAUGCAGCUUCUGCAAGUACUCCACCUUCCGGGAGGACUUCCUGGUCUCUCACAUGGCAGUCAAGCACACGGGAGGGAAGCCGUUUGCCUGUGAGUUCUGUCACUUCACCACCAAGCACAAGAAGAACCUGCGCCUCCACGUGCACUGCCGCCACGCCGACUCCUUUGAGGAGUGGGCUCAGAGGCACCCUGAGGAGCCACCCUGCCGCCGCCGCCCCUUCUUCACCCUGCAGCAGAUCGAGGAGCUGAAGCAGCAGCACAGCCAGGUGCAGGCCCCGGCUGAGCCUGAGGCCGGUCCGCCGGUCCCUCUUGGCCCCAUCACCUACCAGGCGGUCCAGGCUGUGCCUGGAGCGGAGCCGCCCCUCCUUUCACAGGAUUCCCUGGAGGGAGCCACCAUCAUCUACGAACAAGGCGUGGCUGGAUCGGCAGAACUUGCCACGCAGACUGCCCUGGAUCUUCUGCUGAACAUGAGCACUCAGCGAGAGCUGGCCACAGGCUCGCUGCAGGUGGCAGUAGUGAAGCCAGAUGGUCCAGGAGAGGUACAGACCAGCUGUGAGCCACAGGCACAGGAGGAAGGGGCAGAGCUGGAUUCCUCUGAGCAGCAGCAGAAGUUGGUGACGCUGCACAUGGCAGAGCCCGGGGAGACAUUGGUGCAGGAGGCUUAUGAGGAGGCGACCCUGGGUGGCUCAGAGCUGCAGCAGAUCACUAUUCCCUUUGGUGGCACAACAGAGUACAGCAUCAUCACGCCCAUUAGUGAGGAGAUCCAGGCUCCAGGCACACUGUACAGCGGUGAGGAGGAGAGCCCUGCAGAGACAUCCCGUGCAGUUGUGGUGAGCGAAGCUGUGAUGGCAGAGGCUCUGAAGGACCAUAACAAUCACUACAUCAUGUCACCCGGUGUCCCAGGGAGCCAGCUCCAUCACAUGGAGCCCCUCAGCGGAGAUGCUGCCUUUCCCUUGCCAGCAGAGGGCCAGGAGGCACAGCCAGCCGGCGUCAAGUGGCCCCUGGUGCAGUGUGUCACCAGGCAGCUCCAGAAGGACUCAGCUUUAUCCCCAACCUCUGAAGGGCAGGAAGUCUCAUCCCCAAAGGUCAAGUGGCCUGUGCUCCAAGGCAUGGCCAAGAAGCUCUCGUGCAAGGUUUCUACAGCCAAGAAGCUCUCGUGCAAGAUUUCCACAGCCAAAAAGUUUUCAUGCAAGAUUUGCACAGCCAUGUUCACAGGGAGAGCAGAAAUGGAGAGUCACAAGAGAGCCCACAUUGGGCCCAGCACCUUCAAGUGUCCCGACUGUCCGUUCACUGCAGCCCUCUGGCCAGAGGUCCGGAGCCACAUGGUCCAGCAUGCCAGCCUCCGGCCACAUAAGUGCACCCACUGCAGCUUCGCCUCCAAGAACAAGAAAGACCUGCGCAGACACAUGCUAACACACACCAACGAGAAGCCCUUUGCCUGUCAGAUUUGUGGGCAGAGGUUCAACCGUAACGGGCACCUCAAGUUCCACAUGCAGCGUUUGCACAGCUCAGAGGGGAAGAGGCCGGGGGCACCUGCGGCUGCUGCCCAGCAGACCAUCAUACUGAACAGUGACGAGGACACGCUGGCCACCCUGCAGACGGCUCUGCAGUCAGGCCAGGCGGUGCUGGCUCCUGAGCGGCUGCAGCAGGCUCUGGGGCAGGAGCACAUCAUCGUCGCUCAGGAGCAGAGCAUCACGAGCCAGGAGGAGGCGACGUAUAUCCAGGAGAUCACAACCGCUGACGGCCAGACAGUGCAGCACUUAGUGACGUCUGACAACCAGGUGAGGGGGGCUGCACGAGGCCCAGGAACACACGGGGCUGAGAUGUUCCACGCAGCUGCAGCAGGGACGGCAACAGCAGAGAGACCUGGGGAGAGGUGGGGUGGGAAAAAGCACAGAAGCCAGAGAAGAACCAGCCCUGUUGCGAUGCAUGGAGUGGGCAGUGGUGACCUGCUUCUUGGUUCUGAAUCCCUCUGUUUGCAGGUUCAAUACAUCAUUGCCCAAGACGGUGUACAGCACUUGCUUCCCCACGAGUAUGUUGUUGUCCCAGAGGGACAUCACAUCCAGGUGCAGGAUGGUCAGAUCACCCACAUACAGUAUGAACAAGGCAGCCAGUUUCUCCAGGAACCUCAGAUCCAGUACAUGCCUGUCUCACCUGAGCAGCAGCUUGUCACCCAGGCUCAGCUGGAAGCAGCUGCACAUUCAGCAGUCUCAGCAGUGGCUGAUGCUGCCAUGGCCCAGGCACAAGGCGUGUUCACCACGGAGGCAACAGCCGAGCAGAUUCAGCAGCUGCAGCAGGGAAUCCACUACGAUGUCAUCACGCUGGCAGAUUAACGUUGGGGACAGGCCUGGCUGAUGCUCAGGGACAUCCGUGCUGAGCAGGACAGCGGCACCAGGCAGGAGCCUCUCCAGCCAGCAGUUGCCUUAUUGCUUUGGGGCUACGAGGGACGUGCCUGAGUGCACGCCGGCAAGGGCGUGCAGCCACGCUGCUGUGCGCAGCCAGGGUCCUGCGCAUUCUUCCUGGCACAGGGAGCUGUCUCGAGCAGAGACUGCCGCAGCCAAGGCACCGGGACAGGCUGAGCAGGGGCAGCGCUCCCGUGUAGCCGAUCUCUUUGCCUGUUGCACUUGAUGGUCUGAAAUCCCUUUUCCUGAAUCAUGUCUGUGUGGGCCAAACUGAAAUCAGCGUCUGCCUGGACACAAGGAUCCCGGGAGAGCCGUGGGGCCGAGCACAGCUAGGUGGUACGGUGCGAGACGGGAGGUGUGUUCAGCCUCAGCCCAGUGCUCCCCCUCGGCAGCCUUGGGCGCGAGGGCAGCCUUCCCUCCUUUGGCUCCUCCGGCCUGCAGGCAGGCGGCAGUAGGGCUUUGGACUGGAGGAACCUGAAAUAGGAAGAGGCAGGGGUGGAAUAUGUUCUAUUUUUCUUCUGAAGAGGGAUGGACUCUGCUGCAGAGUUGGUUUGUAGGUGGUUACGGGAGGGGUUCGAUUCUGAUGUUCUCGAGCUUUGAAUAUGCUUAUGAAUAAAAAGGGAUUGAAACCUG
This is a messenger RNA of Cygnus olor (mute swan), 5121 nucleotides long. RefSeq names its product zinc finger protein 335 (gene ZNF335). Gene Ontology annotation, molecular function: RNA polymerase II cis-regulatory region sequence-specific DNA binding. Lineage: Eukaryota; Metazoa; Chordata; Aves; Anseriformes; Anatidae. The transcript has 27 exons. The coding region runs from base 82 to 4419 and encodes 1445 amino acids. The record is from RefSeq and is a predicted model, not a curated record. Gene Ontology annotation, biological process: brain development; regulation of gene expression; positive regulation of neurogenesis. Gene Ontology annotation, cellular component: nucleus.